Molecule: messenger RNA, 1321 nt
Organism: Alnus glutinosa
Lineage: Eukaryota; Viridiplantae; Streptophyta; Magnoliopsida; Fagales; Betulaceae
Product: NADPH-dependent aldo-keto reductase, chloroplastic-like
Exons: 7
Coding region: 72-1022 (316 amino acids)
Cellular component (GO): cytosol
Molecular function (GO): aldose reductase (NADPH) activity
Source: RefSeq, a predicted model, not a curated record
UCCAAUCACACUCUUUUUGUCUCACUCAUAUCAGCAGCGUGCAAUACACGCGCUUCGAGGAAAUUUUGAAAAUGGCGGACGGAAUUCGAUUCUUCGAAUUGAACACCGGAGCUAAGAUACCCUCGGUGGGGUUCGGCACGUGGCAGGCUGACCCUGGCCUCGUCGGCGAAGCCAUCGCCACCGCCAUCAAGGUCGGAUAUCGGCAUAUUGACUGUGCUAAACUGUACGGUAAUGAAAAGGAGAUUGGGUAUGCGUUGAAGAAGCUGUUUGAGGAUGGUGUAGUGAAGCGUGAGGACUUAUGGAUCACCUCCAAACUCUGGUGUACUGAUCACGAGCAAGAAGAUGUACCAAAGGCAUUGGACAAAACCUUGCAGGACUUGCAACUUGACUAUUUAGAUCUGUAUCUCAUCCACUGGCCGGUUAGCAUGAAGAAGGGAUCAGUUGACUUUAAGCCUGAAAAUCUUACCCAACCUGACAUACCAAGUACAUGGAAAGCAAUGGAGGCGCUCUAUGAUUCUGGAAAGGCUCGAGCUAUUGGAGUAAGCAAUUUCUCUGCAAAGAAGCUUGGGGAUCUGUUGGAGGUAGCACGUGUGCCUCCUGCUGUUAACCAAGUGGAGUGCCACCCUUCCUGGCAGCAGCCGAAACUACAUGCAUUUUGUAAAUCUAAAGGGGUCCACUUAUCUGGGCAUUCACCAUUUGGUUCCCCUAGUACAUGGAAGUUCAAGUGCGAUAUUCUUGAGAAUCCAAUUGUCAAUAUGGUUGCAGAGAAAUUGGGGAAGACUCCUGCACAAGUGGCUCUUCGUUGGGGGCUGGAAAUGGGUCACAGUGUACUGCCUAAGAGCACAAAUGAGGCAAGAAUUAAGGAAAAUUUUGAUGUGUUUGACUGGUCUAUACCUGAAGAUUUGUUUGCCAAGUUCUCUGAAAUUGAGCAGGAGAGGCUAAUUAAGGGUACUCCAUAUUUUGUUCAUGAGACCUUUGGUGCCUACAAAACCUUAGAAGAACUCUGGGAUGGCGAUCUGUGAGCAGACACCGAAUUUAUGAAACAUUGUGGUUUCUCUUGUCCUGUUUGAUCACAAAUUACUUUAUUUUCAAUCCUUCUCACCUGGUAGUGACGGUAGUCAUGGAUUGAGUUGUUUCUGCUUUAGAAAUUUUAGUAAAUAAAAGAACACAGCAGCUUAUCAUUCACAUGAUGUUUCUAAAAUCACUGAUGUAAAAAACAAUUGAGUAAUGCCAUUAUAGAAUGAUUGUUGUGGUUGGGAUUAGUUGUAUUUGUGACUAAUAAAGGAGUAAACCUAUGUCAAGAAGUAACACUUUAAAUCCA